GCAUCUACCUUGCAAGCAUCACUCUCCUUGUUUUUCACGGCUCCUAGCUCCAAUUUCAUAUUAUAGAUAGUGCAGUCAACUGGAAGAGAAAGUCAGGGAAAGAGAGAUUGGAAAUGUUGAUGAAUCCAUGUGCUGCUACAACACUUUGACUUUGAUCGUCAAUCUGCCUUCCAGCAAAACACACAGCAAGAUCUGUAAAACCUCGCUUUUUUAUUUUUCCAUGUUAUUGACUUACUUCUCUUGUUUUCUGAAUCCCCUUUUCGUUCAUUUGCAAGACCCUUUUUCUCAAUUUUGUGCCUUUUAAGUUUUGUGUGUUGUUUUAGUUUCAUUUUUGGGUAUUGUUGGUUGUAAGAUAAUAUUUGUUCGAAUUCAAUUGAUCUCCGGAUAUGUCUCGAAGUGGGAUUUUUAGGCCUGAAAAUCUGCGCCAAAAUGCACUAGCAAUGGUACGCAACAUCUGCUUCUCAUUAUGUGUAACUGGGGCCUUGAUUUUCAUUAUAAUGACUGCAACUUAUGAACCUGAUGACCCAAUGUUCCAUUCCGAUUCCACAUUCAAAUCUGAUAACUCUGUUGUCAAGACUAGUGAAGACUUGUUGGCGUCAAAUGAGACUGCCUUUGAGGAGGCCGAGAAUCGUGGUUGUAAUGGGAAAGUUGACUCUAUUGAUUGUGGUGAUCCAGAUGUGUUCCAUUUGUUAAUGAGGGCUGCCAUUGAGAAAUUUAGGGACAUAGAUUUCUACCAGUUUGGUAGACCAGUUCGCGGUAUCAAUGAUACUUCUUGCCACAUGGCUUGGCGAUUUAGGCCUAAAGAAGGGAACGCUGCUGCAUUUGAAAAGGAUUUCAGAAACUUUGUGCUUGUGAGUGAGAAUUGUACACUUAGCGUGGUUGGGAUUGGGGAUUAUCAUUCAGGGGUGAAUGCGAUGAAGAGGAAAAGGGAUGGGAAAGACGCGGAGAAGGGUGAAUUUGGAAGGCUGCGGUCAGAGUCAGAGGCGAUUGAGGAAACAGUGGAUAUUUCGCUUCCUGGGGUGGAAUUGGAUGGUUCGUUUAGUCGUGGAAAAUAUUUGGUUUAUUCUGGUGGUGGUGAUAGGUGCAAAACUAUGCAGCACUUCUUGUACAGUUUCAAUUGUAUGUUGGGUGAAGCUCAGUACUUAAACCGGACUUUGGUUUUGGAUUUCAGCAUAUGUUUGCCUUCAAUCUACACAUCUUCUGGUCAAGAUGAGGAUGGUAAAGAUUUCAGGUUUUACUUUGACAUCGAACAUCUAAAGGAUUCAGCUUCACUGCUGGAUCAGGCUCAAUUCUGGUCAGAAUGGAACAAGAGGCGAGAGAAAGAUGGAUUAACUCUUCAUCUUGUUGAAGAUUCUAGAACUACACCUAUGAAACUAGCUGGAGUGGAAGAUGCCUUGAUUAUGAGGAAGUUUGGGACAGUAGAGCCAGAUAAUUACUGGUACAGAGUAUGUGAAGGUGAGACGGACAAGGUUAUUUCACGGCCAUGGCAUAUGGUAUGGAAGUCGAGAAGUUUGUUGGAUGUGGCAUCUGCGAUUGCUAUGAGAAUGGAUUGGGAUUUUGACGCCAUUCACAUCGAGAGAGGAAAGAAGGCGAUGAAUAAGGAGCAGUGGCCUAAUCUUGACAGAGAUACUUCACCAGAAGCUCUUCUGGUGACUUUGCAAGGCAAAAUUGAAGCCGGAAGGAACUUGUAUAUUUCAACAAAUGAGCCCAAUACAUCCUUUUUCGACCCUUUAAAAGCCAAGUACUCAACUCAUUUUCUUGAUGAAUUUAAAGAUCUCUGGGAUGAAGACAGCGACUGGUAUGCCGAGAUGAAAAAGCUCAAUAAUGAUAAACCAGUUGAAUUAGAUGGUUACAUGAGGAUGUCUAUUGAAGAUGAAGUGUUGUCGAGGGCAAAAAAUAAGAUUGAAACUUUUAAUGAUCUCACCAAAGACUGUAAGGAUGGUGUUAAUAAAUGCACAUCUGCCAGCUAAAUCCAUACACUAAAAGGUCUCAGAUUUCCCUCCGUUCUCGUGCCUUGGCUUCCAAUUCCUUUCCGUCUUCGUCAAUCAUAAGUUAAAGUCAGUUGAAGCUUGUUUGAAUCUUUGUUUUUGAAGGGAAAGAAUCCAAAAUUAUUCAUUUAGUUGGUAUCCUGUAAACUGAUAUUUCAGUUGUUGUCUAUUACUUUUACUGAUUAUUUUCUUGAAUUCUAAACUGUGCAAAGGUUUCCUUC
Molecule: messenger RNA, 2209 nt
Organism: Olea europaea var. sylvestris
Lineage: Eukaryota; Viridiplantae; Streptophyta; Magnoliopsida; Lamiales; Oleaceae
Exons: 1
Coding region: 387-1970 (527 amino acids)
Cellular component (GO): Golgi apparatus
Source: RefSeq, a predicted model, not a curated record